AUGUCGCUCGCUGAUCUUGCAUGUGUUUUCACAAUUGCAGCUAUGUUAGAGUUCAAUGAAUCAGGUAGCUCCAACAACGUUAGUCAGAAACUGACAAAGUCCUUGUACUCACUUCCUGAAACAACUAGUAUAGAACAAGUGUUUUUGCACGUUUUAGGAAAUGGUAGUAAUUUGGUGUGCAAAUUACAUCAUCCGCAUGAGGAAAAUAAGCUGCAAAAAAUAUCUGAUGGGAAACUCCAGCCCCAUUAUGAUGAAUUACAAAACAUGACAGAAGCACAAGGAAAAACAAAGGGAAUGGACCCAGCGCUUGUUAACAUAACUCACAGGCUAGAAUCUGAUGGCUCUGUGUACAACUAUGCCUCCGAUUCCAAAGGUGCAAAGGUGGUGGCCCAUAAUAAGGAGGCCAAAGGUGCAACGAAUAUACUGGGUAAGGACCAUGACAAGUACCUCAGAAACCCUUGCUCUGUUGAAGGGAAAUUUGUUGUUAUUGAGCUCUCAGAAGAGACCCUGGUUGAUUCUGUGAAGAUAGCGAACUUUGAGCAUUAUUCUUCCAACUUCAAGGAGUUUGAAUUGGCUGGAAGUUUGAACUAUCCGACUGAAGAAUGGAGCAUGGUGGGAAAAUUUGUUGCUGCCAAUGUCAAGCAUGCACAGGUCUUUAAACUGUCUGAGCCCAAGUGGGUGAGGUAUUUGAAGUUGACCUUGCUUAGUCAUUAUGGAUCUGAAUUUUACUGCACACUGAGUGUUGUAGAAGUUUAUGGGAUCAAUGCAAUAGAGCGGAUGCUUAAGGAUCUAAUCGUGGCUUCUGUGGCAUCUAUUCCUGAUAAGCCUCCUGUGGAUAAUAACAGUGACACCCCUUCUCUGAAAUCAGAAGAUGGUCAAAAUGAUAAAAAUGGAAAGAAAAAUGAUACUAAGAAUGAUACCGUGGCUGCUGAGGUAUCAAGCAAUGAUACCACUGAAGAAUAUGAUGCAGAAAUGGUAAAAAUAACAACGACCGCAAAAUUGAAUACAGAUCCUGUAAUAGAACUUAGACAACAGCUGAAUGGUAGGGUGGCUGGUGACACUGUUCUGAAGAUUUUGAUGAAGAAAGUGAGGUCAGUAGAAGUUAACUUAUCAGCCCUUGAGGAUUACCUCAAAGAAUUAAACAAAAGACAAGGUGCAAAAAUACCGGAUCUUGAGAAACAGUUGUCCAGACUAUCAGAAAGUCUUGGACAAAGCAAGUCAGAUAUUAGAGAUCUCUCGGACUGGAACACAAAUUUGGUGGGUAACCCUAUGCCGCAGUGCCUAUUCAUCUUUCUAUUUCUCACCAUGUCUUUCUUUAACCAGGAAAAAGGAAUAUCUGAGGUUGAGUCUUGGAAAGACGCUGUCUCAUCUCAGCUUAACGAAUUAGCCAGAGAAAACAGCAUGCUAAGAUUAGAUGUUCGAAAGAUUGCAAGAAAUCAAGCAAAUAUGGAAACCAAAGAACUUGCUGUCUUUACAACGAGUCUUGUUUUCGUGUGCCUUGCAGUUCUCAAGAUAGUUUCGAUACACAUGUUGACGUUUUCUGCAUCAUCUGCGAAUAAGGUGCGCCAGACAAUUAGAGGAUGGGUUACGUUACUUGUAUGCUGUAGUGUAACAAUAUUCAUUAUCUUGUUUAAUAGCUAGGCAUUCGCUCGUGCUGUAUAGACUUGGAUCAUUGUAGAAACUUGUUCUAUAUAUAGUUACUGUUAAAAGUUGUCACGUAGUAAACCCUUUCUUGUUACUGCACUGCAG
Molecule: messenger RNA, 1749 nt
Organism: Vigna angularis (adzuki bean)
Lineage: Eukaryota; Viridiplantae; Streptophyta; Magnoliopsida; Fabales; Fabaceae
Product: SUN domain-containing protein 5
Exons: 2
Coding region: 1-1641 (546 amino acids)
Biological process (GO): protein folding in endoplasmic reticulum
Cellular component (GO): membrane; cytoplasm
Source: RefSeq, a predicted model, not a curated record